Platichthys flesus (European flounder) is the source of this 1851-nucleotide messenger RNA. RefSeq names its product phosphodiesterase 6G, cGMP-specific, rod, gamma, paralog b (gene pde6gb). Gene Ontology annotation, cellular component: photoreceptor outer segment membrane. Bases 223 to 486 code for a protein of 87 amino acids. NCBI's taxonomy places the organism in Eukaryota, Metazoa, Chordata, Actinopteri, Pleuronectiformes, Pleuronectidae. The record is from RefSeq and is a predicted model, not a curated record. Gene Ontology annotation, biological process: positive regulation of G protein-coupled receptor signaling pathway; positive regulation of epidermal growth factor receptor signaling pathway; visual perception. The transcript is spliced from 4 exons. Gene Ontology annotation, molecular function: 3',5'-cyclic-nucleotide phosphodiesterase activity; cGMP binding.
AACGUGUGAGCACGUAAUCCUCGGCAGGGCUCAGAAUAUAAGAGGGGCCCCGAGCCCCGACCGGCCCUCACAGAGAGCCUAGUGUAGAACUCCACUCAUCUGCUCACACCCACCCGAGUGGCUGUGCUCCACCCAACAGCCGAGAUCCUCAUCGGGACGUCUACACUUCAGAGGGACGCAGUGAAGCCGCCCUCCUACACACAGGAACCCUAAGAGCUCAGAAUGAAUCUCGAGGCGCCGAAAGCUGAAAUCAAGUCGGCCACCCGAGUCAGCGGAGGCCCCGCCACUCCACGCAAGGGCCCCCCCAAGUUCAAGCAGAGGCAGACUCGUCAGUUCAAGAGCAAGCCUCCAAAGAAGGGCAUCCAGGGCUUUGGUGACGACAUCCCUGGAAUGGAGGGCUUAGGCACAGACAUCACCGUCAUCUGCCCCUGGGAGGCCUUCAAUCACCUGGAGCUGCACGAGCUGGCCCAGUACGGCAUCAUCUGAGCCUCCGUGCACCGUCCUGCAUCCUCCACGGAUUACAGGCCUCAGACCAUUUGCCUCAGGCUCCGUCUCCCGGCUUCAAAUGGAACUGUUCCACACAAACAUCCACGACGAACUGUAACAGACACAAAAAACAGAAAAAGAAAAAACCUUCAACAAAAACACCUUCACUCUCCGUCCUGGAUCCUUUUUCUGAUUCUGAUUCUGCAGGUCACACUUGAUCUGCUUGUGUUUAGGAUCUUUCCUUCUGAUUCUCGUGACUUCUCUAGUUCUGCACAGUAAUCUCCUCUCUCUCUCUCUCUCUCUCUUUCUCUCUCUCUCUUUCUCUUUCUCUCUCUUUCCUGUUGCUGUCCUUCUUUUUCCUCCUCUCUUCUUCUUCUCAUGGACAAAACAUGAAACUUACACAAGCAAGGCAGCCUCAGUUUGAGUUUAAGUGACAAACCCGUGAACGUGGGGGGGAGGGGGUCCUACUUCAUGUGCUUCAGCUUCACCUCUUCCAGCUCAGAGGUUCUUUCUCGACAUAUUAAACAUAAAGCCUGAAUAUUCUGUAGAGAGCGGACGCGGCUCAGCGUGAGACCUUUCAUUGGAUAACGUUAAUCACUCAUCGUCAGAUUUCCCUCUUUGCUUCUGAUCACAGAGGGAUACACCUGGAUACAAACGUGUUCUUCACCUUUAUUCACUCUAAAGUUUAUAUUAUUAUACUAAAUAAAUAUCUACUAGUGUUGGAUACAUGUGACUUAGUAUGAAAAAGGCUUUAAAAAACAUGACCUUUGACCUUAUUUUUUAUGAAAAAUUCGAGAAAGAAACCGCUUUAACCGACAACAAACUAGAAUGUGUGAUUUAAAAGGGCUGAAUUAUUGUAUUCGUAAUAUUUUCUACAAUAAGUCUCAUAUCUCUUCCAUCUCCUUUGUAUAAUAUUACUGUUUUUAGUAUUAAAAACAUAUUAGUAUUUUAUGUUUAUUACAUGUUUAUUGCUCAUAAUUCCAGCCUGUGUGGUUAUGUUUGUGUUUUUAAGCUCAUUGUUGUCGCUCUCAUUUGUCGUUAUCUCGUACAGUGGAAGAUUAUACUUUUUAUUUCCAUUCGUCUUUCAUCCUUUAUUCAUUGUCACAUGUUAUUGGCUUUUUAUUUCAUUGUUUAGUCUCCACAGUCGUCUCGCUCACCAGCGUGUUCGGUUGGGAUGGAUGUUUGAGAUCACUCACAGGUCUGAGGAGAUGUCCUCUCUACAGGAUGAGGGGAAAAAAUAAAACAUAAAAAGAGGAAAAUAGAAACUGUGAUUUAUUAAUUUAUCAAACCGAGAAUGAGUCCGUGUGAAAGUCAAUUGAAGAUUUACUUUUCUUCAGUCGUGAUAUUAAAACAAAUUUACAAGCA